This is a messenger RNA of Polyodon spathula (Mississippi paddlefish), 1396 nucleotides long. RefSeq lists its product as uncharacterized. Bases 114 to 827 code for a protein of 237 amino acids. Lineage: Eukaryota; Metazoa; Chordata; Actinopteri; Acipenseriformes; Polyodontidae. The transcript is spliced from 2 exons. The record is from RefSeq and is a predicted model, not a curated record.
CAGCGGCAUUAAAACAAUACAAACACUCAGACAACGACCCAGCCCGUCCAAGAGAUUCACAAGCAACGACGUCAUGACCACGCCCCCCGUAUCCAUGACGUCAUUCAACCAGCAUGCUGUGCAGCCGGGCUCACAAAUCCGAGCAGCUCUGUAUAAAGAUCCUGAGCACAGAGAAGCUGCUGGCCUUCAUCGACACUCUCAGAGUGCACCCCUUCGUCAAGACCCCAGAUAAACCGAGCAGCCCUCAGGAGGGGGCACCAGUGAAGGAGAGGCUCCGAGCCUCUUUGGGGGUCUCCAUCGGGGGGAGGCGCCUCGAGGGAGAUGCAGGGGACUGUCCCGGGACAGUGCUGCCUGUGGAACCCCUGAGGGGUGGGAUCGUGGCCAGCAGGGUCCCCGAGCACGGCCAGCCGGGGGAGAAAGCAGCCGCAGGAGAGCUGGGAUCUGGGGCCCUGGAGGGAGGGCAGGGGGGCGCCGCUGACGAGAGCAGCCGGGGCCUGGAGAGCUUGCCCCCCGCGGGGUGCGCAGGGGAGCUCCGGGGGGUCGUUUUGGAAGGGGCGCGGAGACCCAGAAGAGGGGAGAGAAGAAGGGCAGGAGAGAGCGCACUGGCAGAAUGGCGUGUCGAGUCGGUAGAGGUUUGGGAUCUGGUGGGGCUCUCUGGGGGUGCAGAGAGGGCGCCCCCAGACACCCAGACUGAGGUGCGGCACCAGUACCCCGAAACCCAGCUCCCACCACCCCGCUACAGGUGUGUGGAGUGCGGGGCACGAUUCGGAGAGGAGACGGCUCUCCACGAACAUUACAAUCAGCAUGCCAUAGGGGAACAGGGGUAGCAUUUAAAAACAGGAUGUAAACUCACAUGCUGUGAGGCUUUCUGAAUCACAGGGGAAAAACAAAGUACAUAUUUCAACAGCUGUUGAGUCUGCGGGUUUCACAAACUAUUGCGAAAUAAACUUUUGCACAUUUUUUUUUAAUUUUAACUGCCAUCCUUUUCCUGCUAUUUCAGUCUUCUGUGUAAUUGUGUUACAAUGACUCGGAUUUUGUGACACGCAAUUUAAAAAAUGUAAUGUGUCAAGUCAUCAAUAAAGAGGGCUAGGUUGUGAUUAUUUUUUUUUAUUAUUUUUCAAAGGAAAAUGCAUUUGCCGCAUCAAGGGUUAGUGCAAUGUGCAUGUGCAGGGACACGGUUUACAGCAAUGUGCAGUGCACUGCGUGCGUGUGCAGGGACACGGUUUACAGCAAUGUGCAGUGCACUGCGUGCGUGUGCAGGGACACGGUUUACAGCAAUGUGCAGUGCACUGCGUGCGUGUGCAGGGACACGGUUUACAGCAAUGUGCAGUGCACUGCGUGCGUGUGCGUGUGCAGGGACACGGUUUACAGCAAUGUGCAGUGCACUGCGUGCGUG